Messenger RNA from Boleophthalmus pectinirostris (great blue-spotted mudskipper), 3952 nucleotides. RefSeq names its product phospholipid phosphatase 6 (gene plpp6). The record is from RefSeq and is a predicted model, not a curated record. Gene Ontology annotation, molecular function: sphingosine-1-phosphate phosphatase activity. Bases 159 to 992 code for a protein of 277 amino acids. The transcript is spliced from 2 exons. NCBI's taxonomy places the organism in Eukaryota, Metazoa, Chordata, Actinopteri, Gobiiformes, Gobiidae.
GAUGGCGUUUCACUACGGCACAUCUAGACGUGAAGCGAAUUGUCAAACGUUCAAGAGAUAAAUACAGAAACAGCGGUCCGCAUAACAUCAUAGAGAGGGCCAUCAGAAAGCCAUUGUAAUUUCAAGUAAGAGACUUUAGUGUCAUUGUAACUUUUAUCAUGCCGUCUCCCAAAACUAAAAACCCAGGUCGCAGUGGAGGCAGCCCGGUUGUCGGCAGCUCGAAUGAUCGCUUUGAGUUCGCAUCUCUGAACAAGUCUCUGCUUCAGCGGCAGGGUUCGGACCCAACCACUGCCCGGCUGCGGGCCUCGGAGAGCCCCACACGGCGCCGAGGCUCAAGCUCCUCUACCGGCUCCGCCAGCGGCCAGGGGCCUGAGGAGGACGGUAUACGGCUUAACCCGUCAUUCAUCCGGGUAGCGCUCAGCUCGCUUUUGGCCAUCGACCUGUGGAUGUCCAAGCGGCUCGGGGUGUGCGCCUGUGAGGACUCGUCCUGGGGCAGCGUCCGUCCCUUGAUGAAACUGAUAGAGAUAUCCGGACAUGGCAUCCCGUGGCUGGCUGGUACCGCGUACUGCAUGUACAAGAGCGACAGUGCUGCGGGACAAGAAGUGAUGCUCAACCUCUUUAUAGGCUUACUGUUGGACUUGAUUUUGGUGGGUAUUGUUAAGGCCCUUGUGCGUCGGCGUCGUCCCUCUCAUAACCGAAUGGACAUGUUUGCUACAUUUUCCGUGGAUCGAUAUUCGUUUCCUUCGGGCCAUGCCACUCGAGCUGCGAUGUGUGGCCGGUUCGUGUUGGCCCACCUGGUUUUGGCCGCCCCUCUGAGGGUCUUGGUUCAGCUCUGGGUUGGGACAGUGGGUCUAAGCAGGGUGAUGCUAGGGAGGCAUAAUGUGACUGAUGUGAUGUUUGGGUUCUGGAUGGGAUACUGCCAAUACAACCUGAUAGAGAUGUUGUGGAUCUCACCACAGACACUGCAAGGGCUGCUGGGUUAUGUAGUUUGACAUUAUUUAGCACUGAGGGAAAGCAUAAUCAUUCAGAAAUAUUAAAUUGGUUAAAUAUUGAUUGUAACAGUAAAGACGUAAGAUAAACAGAAGAGCAUGGUGACUUGGGGGUGAGCGAUAUGACCAUUAUAAAAUUUAAUUGUGAUUUGACCCUGUGGUAGAUUUCACAGUGAGGCGAAAGCUCUAGGGAGAAGCUAUCAGCAUUAAUGACCUCUUAAGACAAAAUUAAGAUGCUGAGUGGAUGAGAAUCAUGAUUCUAAUUGUGACCCAGGCUUUUAGAAAAUUGCUUUGCCAUAUCGGCCACCCCUAGUGCAGCGUGAACAUUGAUGCAUGCUACAAAAUAAUAUUUUUUAUAUCCUACAGUAUCCUACAUACUGCACUUAACCCUUUGGAGAGUAUGCUCCAGGAUUGGUCCAAACCUAAACAGUGCGAAAUGUUAGAAAUGGAGGGCUUCAAGGAUUCAACAUCUUAUAUUUUUUACAAUCCACAUACUUUUAUACUUUUUAAAUGACCAUAGUACACAGCAGUAACAUUCCUAUAAUUUUAAUAUUUGUAUAACUAUAAGUACAAACUGUGAAUUUUUACAACUGGUAUGUUUAACAAUAACUGCUAUGAUUCUCUUACAUUCUGAUGCUAUUUUUCAUUAUAUCAAAUUUUAAUGAACAGACAUUAAAUCAUCCAUCAUCGGUCACAUGUUGUUAUUAGCAAGAUCACUAGAUGAAGCUCCAAGUAUCCAAUCUUGAUGUUGAACAGUUAGAGGAAAAUAAAUAGUGACUGUGAGUGCGACAGACGUGGAUUACAAUUAGACCAUUCGUGAUCUGUGCUUUAAAAAUCAAGAUUCGGUUCACAGUGCAAUGCAAGCACAGGACCAUACCCAUUUUAGAGAAGACUGAAAUGUGAUACAAACAAUACACAAAUCCCAUGUAUUUCAGAACAUGUUUGUAGUAGAGUAAAUGUCAUCAAAACCCUGGUAGAUGGCAACACACAUUAUGUUGUCUAAUCUAUACAACAGUUAUUUUAGUCUUCUAUCAGCCUUUGUUGUGGAUCAAUUAUUCCAGUUGUGAGAGGUGUUCCCGGCUUCAGCUGCUCCUAACAUGAUUUGAGUGCCAGUCAUUUCGUUAUAUCUCAUCUGCUUUAAAUGAUGGAAGCAGCUCAGGUGAUGGCAUAGGCUUAUUACCUGAACAUUAGAAUGGCAAAUAUAAAGCAAAUAAAGUAGGUCACACAUUACACCGCUGGAAAAUUUAACGGUACAAUUUGGAUACGCUGUUUGUUUUUUUUAUGACAAGCUCUUUCUCUUAAGUAAAUUAUGUUUAUUAAGUUCACUAAGUAGAUUUAUUUUCUCUGUACAUUCUGCAAUAACUCCUUAAAUAAUUGCCAAGUAAGAAUGCUAAAUUUAGUUGUGAUACAUAUUUGAUAUGGAUUUCAUUUGCAAAGUAUGUUAUGUAGAGGUAAAGCACGAUUUAACUGUGGGUGGAUCAGCCUCAUUGUUCAGUGGAUAUUUGAAACGGCUACAGUGGAAGUUAACAGUUUGGUGUCAAUCAUAGGUGCUGUUUUGCUUUAUAUGUGGUAAGAGAAGGGGGUGCCUUGUAUAAAAUACUGUAUGUUGUCCACAUACUGUUACAUCGAUACUUCUCUUGGUGCAUAUGUUUAUGGAUUUUUUUUACAUUCUUAAUGGAUGAAUUUUAUUUUGUUUUUAAAUACAAAACAGCAAAGCAGACAGCACCACGGGACUGGUCAGUGUGGUUAAAUUUUUUCAGAUAAUUCCAAGUUAAUAGAUGAACUGUAAGCAAGUUACAAUUAAGCCCAAAACUUUUUUCUUCUGCUGAGUUGUUGAAUUUGUGCAUGUGUAAACCAACUACUGAUUAACUCUGUGUAAAACCAGUAAAUUCAGUCAAUUCAUAUGUUCAACCAGGAUACUGGAUAUUUAGAUGCUGCUACCCAGUGCAGCAAAUUUUCUAGUAUCUGUGCCAAUAUCCAGUCCCAGUAUUGGAUCAGUAAAUCCCUGGUGCAAAGUGUAGUGCAAAAUCUAGUGCCUAACAGGAAACAAAAGCUGAUGCAAAUGAAAAUGAGGCAUUUAAAGAUAAGAAGGAUAUUACUUAGACUUUCAUUUCUUCAGAUGAAUUCACAUUUGUUUGGGUCAGGUCUGAAUUUGGCCACUUGAUUCUCAGUUCACUUUGUCCUUAUUAUUGUGGCUUUGUCACUGUCCAGAGUAAGUGUUUCAGUUGAAUAGUGAUUGGCUUAACUGUCUCUUGCACCAGGACAUAAGAGAGUAAGCAAUACAGAUUAAACAUCAAACGCAAUGCCAAACCAAUGUGACGUCCAAGAAAUCUGGGUAAAGGUGAAAGUAAAGUUGGAGCUUAAGAAACUUUUUGACUUGGAUUGAUCGUCUAUUUUUAAUUGCCAUGACACAUCAAUAGUUUAUCACUGCCAUACUGCCGUUGAAUUGCGUUCCCCAUAUUACUUUAAACAACAACCCCAACAACCAGAUUGUUGCGAGGUUUCAGAUUUCACAGAUCUAACGUUUUAGAGCUGCAUCAAUUUGGCUUUUGUUAUAAUAUUGGUAUAGUUUGCACCAUUUGUCUACAAAUUAACCAGCUUUAACUAGUAACAGCCUGGUGUCCAGGCCAAUUUUUGGCUAUUGAACCUAGUGGAGCCAUGACCUGAGCAGAACAAAAGGGAGUAGCUGCAAAAAAAACAAAAAAAAAAAACAACAACAUGCUGGACCAAAAUGUUUUUCUAGUCUUUCAAAUGAACACAUUUGCACAUUCCUAUUUUGUCAUUAUUAUUUAACACCAAACCUUUAUUGCCUGCUGUCAAUGUAAAAUGUAUUGUGUUAAUGCACUGUGGCUGCACUGUGUUGUAUUCAUUACAACAGUGGUAGAAACUCUUAAAUACUCAUCUCAAUAAGAGUUAUGCCGAAAUGCUGUUUUUUCAUUAAAUGGUGAAUGACUUCAACCUAA